AUGAGCGCCAACGUUGCCAAUCUCUGUUCCCAGAUUCAAAACAGCUUUCGUUGGCGAUUUCGACGGAUUGCCGUCCCUUACACCAAUGUGAACCGAUCGAUUGCCCAUAUUCUGUACGAUGAAGGGUUUAUCUCAUCCUACAUGAGCGGUGACGACAAAGGGCCUUACCACACCGGUUCAGUAGUACCGGUGACACCAGACAACAUCGCUCGUCGAAAAAUCUGGAUGGACCUCAAGUAUCACGAGGGAGAGCCCGUCCUAAAGAAGAUGUCAACGAUUUCAAAGCCAUCGCGCAAAGUAUUUGCUUCGGUCCUUGAGCUCAAGGCGAUCGCCUCUGCUCGACGAGCGUCGCCUCUGCUCCGUCCACAAGGAGUCGGCCACAUUACGAUACUGAAAACGAAGUAUGGAAUUCUGGAAUUGAAAGACGCUCUGAGCAAGGAAGUCGGUGGUGAGGUUCUGUGGUUCGAACCUGCGCGGGCAAAGCCCAUUGGAUUUCAAGUCCAACGCCGUAACCACUUGGCUAAGCUGUCGUUAAAGAUUAUCUUUGCUCCCACCCAGGAUCGAACUGGGGACCUUAUCCGUGUGAAGGACACGUCAUACCACUAG
Molecule: messenger RNA, 606 nt
Organism: Polychytrium aggregatum
Lineage: Eukaryota; Fungi; Chytridiomycota; Chytridiomycetes; Polychytriales
Product: ribosomal protein S8
Exons: 2
Coding region: 1-606 (201 amino acids)
Biological process (GO): translation
Cellular component (GO): ribosome; mitochondrion
Molecular function (GO): structural constituent of ribosome
Source: RefSeq, a predicted model, not a curated record